AUGGCAACUGCACUAGAUGUGACUACAGCAGAUAAUGCAUGGAUGAAUUUUUGUGAAAGACAUGCCCAAGCAGCAGCUCAAGACUUUUCUAAAAGUUCCAUCCAUUUCAUCAAUAUGAAUUUGUCAGAAAAUGUAAGAUCAACAGUAACACAUAAGGACUUCUUGCGAAAGUUUGUGGAAUCUUUUACUGAACAAUUUGAGAUGGAUUUCAAUAAAAGAAGAUUGCAUAAUACAAAAAUAUCAAAUGGAGUAAACACAAGAAACGAAGAAGAUAUAGUUGAGGUUGAUGAGGGCUCUCCAAAAAUGCAACACAAGCCGUUUUUUCGAAGGCUCAGUUUCAAAGUUCUGCGAAAAAGCAAAGAUCUCUUCCAUAAACAACACUCAGAUGACUUUGAUAUUGCUCACAAUAAAACCAAAUUAGCCAAAAUAAUUGUAGAGUGUAGAAAGGAAGGAAUAGUCAAUUAUUCUACUCCUGAAAGCUUGGAUCAGCCUGGAGGGCCACCAAAAUGGGAAAGAUGCCGCCUCCAGCUUGUCAAAGCAACUGGAGGAUACAUGCUAGAGUUUUAUUCUCCUCCUAAAAAUCAAAAGCCAAGAAGUGGAGUUUUUUGUGCUCUUAUAACAGAAGCUAGAGAAACAACAGCUUUGGAAAUGCCAGACCAUGAAAAUACAUUUGUCCUGAAGGCAAGCAACAAUAUGGAAUUUGUUAUAGAGGCACAUGACACAGAUGACAUGAGGUCUUGGCUAGCAACCAUAAGAUAUUGCAUGCGCUCAGGACCAGGGGGGGAAGCAGCCCAUGGACAUGAGCAUCACAAAGAUUAUCAUCAUCCUGAUGCUCCUGAUUUGCCACCCAGGCAUAUUGGAAGGGGAGGGGAUAGAUUGUCCUCCAGUUCUAACUUUGACUUAUGCCCUUCUGGAGAACCAUUAACUAUGGAGGCUGACAUUGGUCAAACUCUCAAGAAAGAGUUGUGGUUCCAUGGUACACUGGGCAGAUCUGAAGCUGCCCAACAAGUUUUACAUGAUGGGGCUAGUGGACAUGGCAGGUUUUUGGUACGCCAAAGUGAAACAAGGACUGGAGAAUUUGUCCUGACAUUCAAUUUUCAGGGACGCGCCAAACACCUCCGGAUGACGAUAAACGAGCAAGGCCAGUGCAGGGUGCAGCAUUUCUGGUUCCAGUCCAUCUACGAGAUGCUCGAACACUUCCGCUCGCAGCCGAUCCCGCUCGAGAGCGGCGGCAACUCUGACGUCACGCUCACCGAUUUCAUUCUCAAUCCGAACGCGCGACCCUCGCAUCAGUCUCCCAUCGCCGCCGCUUCUGUGUCGAACAGUCUGUCGCAACAGUCGAUCACGAACGGGAUCGAACGUCGGGUGCCGCCCAUUCCGGAAGCCAGACAAGUUCAGACGCACAAUGGUAGCGUAAGAACACAGGAGACAUCUCUAGAACAGAUUCAGGCUGAAGCUUCAAGCCGCGCGGUAGAGAAUCAGUACAGUUUUGUUUAG
Molecule: messenger RNA, 1497 nt
Organism: Phaedon cochleariae (mustard beetle)
Lineage: Eukaryota; Metazoa; Arthropoda; Insecta; Coleoptera; Chrysomelidae
Source: the annotation of a GenBank genome assembly